AUGACCGCUGCUACUGCCAACGGAAACCAUGCUAUUGACGAUCCAGUAGUUGUCAAAGUUCAAUCUGCUUCUCCAAUCGAAGAGACAACUCUUUUCGAGGAGCUCUAUCAAAUGGAAUGUUUUAGAACUGGAGAGUUUUACCUCAAAUCCGGACAAAUGACUCCAAUUUAUAUUGAUCUGCGCAGAAUCAUGAGUUCGCCACGCGUUCUCAGAAUGGCUGCUCAAGCUAUGUGUGAUAAACUUGUUGCAAAAAAUAUCAAGUUUGAUUAUGUUGUCGGUGUUCCAUAUGCUGCUCUUCCACUUGCUACGCUUGUCUCUGAUAUCCUCAACACACCAAUGCUGAUGAAGAGAAAAGAGGCUAAAGCUUACGGCACAAAACAAUUGAUCGAAGGAGUCUAUCAACCAGGGAAAACUGUGCUUCUAGUUGAAGACGUUGUUACUUCUGGAGAAUCUAUUCGCGAGACAGCAGAAGCCAUUCGCAAAGAAAGUUUGAAAGUGACAGACGCUAUUGCAGUUUUGGACAGACAGCAAGGUGCAUCUGCCAAUCUUGCUGAAGAUAAACUCAACUUCAUGAGUUUCCUGACCAUGGAAGGAAUUCUUGAUGGCCUCAUAACAAAGAACGAGAUGACAGAAGAGCGAAAGCAUCAGAUCAUCGAGCAUCUCGCCAAACCCUUCUAA
Caenorhabditis remanei is the source of this 678-nucleotide messenger RNA. RefSeq lists its product as uncharacterized. The coding region runs from base 1 to 678 and encodes 225 amino acids. Lineage: Eukaryota; Metazoa; Nematoda; Chromadorea; Rhabditida; Rhabditidae. Gene Ontology annotation, biological process: UMP biosynthetic process; pyrimidine nucleobase biosynthetic process. The record is from RefSeq and is a predicted model, not a curated record. Gene Ontology annotation, molecular function: orotidine-5'-phosphate decarboxylase activity; orotate phosphoribosyltransferase activity. The transcript has 3 exons.